This is a messenger RNA of Acanthosepion pharaonis, 792 nucleotides long. NCBI's taxonomy places the organism in Eukaryota, Metazoa, Mollusca, Cephalopoda, Sepiida, Sepiidae. The record is from the annotation of a GenBank genome assembly.
AUGCAGAAACUACUACUCUGUUGUCCGUUUGACAGCGCAAGUUCGUCUAAAGUGAACCAAUCACUCCUCGAGUCAAUUUACCAUUCGCCGAGCAAAAGAUUCCUCCCACCCAUUAGAUUAAACCAAAUCCUAAUCUUUUUUCUUUUCUUCUUUUCUCCUUCCUUAUCACUUUCUCUUAGGCACAUUUCUCCCUCUACUCUAAUCAUUCUUUCUUUCUUUCUUUCUUUCUUUCUUUCUUUCUUUCUUUCUUUCCCAGUCAAGUCUUCUGUCUAUCAAUUGAUCUACAUUUGUCUCUUACGAUCGCCCCUCCUACUUUGCUUUCUCUUGAUUUCGCUCUCCCUUUCAUUUCUCUCUCUCUCUCUCUCUCUCUCUGGCUCCGUUCUUCUCCCUCUCCCUCUCUUUCUCCCUCUCUCUCUCUCUCUCUCUCUUCGUUCUUCUCCCUCUCCCUCUCUCUCUCUCCCUCUCUCUCGCUCCCUCUUUCACUCUGCAGAUUUAAUUCUCAAUGUUUUCCUUCUUCAUACUCGCUCUCCCUUUCAUUUCUUUCUCUCUCUCUCUCUCUCCGUUCUUCUCCCUCUCUCUCUCUCUCCCUCUCUCUCCCCCUCUUCCUCUGCAGAUUUAAUUCUCAAUGUUUUCCUUCUUCAUACUCGCUCUCCCUUUCAUUUCUCUCUCUCUCUCUUCGUUCUUCUCCCUCUCCCUCUCUCUCUCUUUCCCUCUCUCUCGCUCCCUCUUUCACUCAGCAGAUUUAAUUCUCAAUGUUUUCCUUCUUCAUACUCAAUUUCAAUUAAACUUUGA